Cloeon dipterum is the source of this 3516-nucleotide messenger RNA. It is a transcript of the gene Grd, whose product is annotated as Glycine receptor. Gene Ontology annotation, molecular function: chloride channel activity; GABA-A receptor activity; extracellular ligand-gated monoatomic ion channel activity. The transcript has 10 exons. Gene Ontology annotation, cellular component: plasma membrane; synapse; neuron projection. The record is from RefSeq and is a predicted model, not a curated record. Bases 165 to 1697 code for a protein of 510 amino acids. Gene Ontology annotation, biological process: chemical synaptic transmission; chloride transmembrane transport; regulation of membrane potential. NCBI's taxonomy places the organism in Eukaryota, Metazoa, Arthropoda, Insecta, Ephemeroptera, Baetidae.
GCUGAUCCGUUGGUGGCGCCUCCCAGGGCGGCGCGGGGCACACCGGACGCAGAUGCCUCUCUUCAGUCUGUCGCCACCUGUUCUCCAUCCGCGAACGGGACCAUGUCGUGAGCGCAGUCAUGUGACACUCAAACAGCAUCUCAGGCGGGCAUGCCCCUCUUGUGAUGAUGCUGCCGCCCCCAUUGCUGCUGCUCUGCCUCUUCCUAGUCAGCUGCGAGUCGGGCAAGAGCAACCCGCACAGGAACGUCUCUGAACUGCUAGACAACUUGCUCAGGGGAUACGAUAACAGCGUGCGGCCUGACUUUGGAGGUCCGCCGGCGGUUGUGGAGGUGGACAUGGUAGUGCGCAGCAUGGGGCCCAUCUCAGAGGUCGACAUGACAUAUUCAAUGGACUGCUACUUCAGACAAACAUGGGUUGAUCGGCGAUUGGCAUUCAAAGGCAGCAAAGAGACAUUGGCACUCAGCAUCUCGAUGUUGAAACGCAUCUGGAAGCCGGACACCUAUUUCUACAAUGGGAAACAAUCUUACCUCCACACCAUCACCACACCAAACAAAUUCGUGCGGCUCUAUCAGGAUGGCAGAGUGCUCUACUCAUCCCGGUUAACAAUAAAAGCAGGAUGCCCGAUGAACCUAGAGAAUUUUCCCAUGGAUACACAGAGAUGCCCGCUCAAGUUCGGCAGUUUUGGGUACACGACGCAGGACGUGUUGUACCAAUGGAACUCGGCCCGGAAAGUGUCCAUUGCAGAAGACAUGAAGCUAUCCCAAUUUGACCUAAUUGCCACUCCAGCAGCAAAUCAGACUGACAUUGUCAAAGCAGGUAAAACGAAGGCGUUGAAUGUGCUGCAAACCAAACAGAUGCUAAUACGCCGCUUCUUUUCAGGAGAGUAUUCGAUGCUGCUCGUGAGCUUCCACCUCCAAAGGCACAUGGGAAACUUUUUAAUUCAAGUCUACGGCCCCUGCAUCCUGCUCGUGGUGCUCAGCUGGGUUUCCUUUUGGCUCAAUAGAGAAGCCACUGCCGACAGAGUUUCGCUAGGUAUAACCACUGUCUUGACAAUGACGUUCCUCGGAUUAGAAGCCCGCACUGACCUUCCAAAGGUGGCUUAUCCCACUGCCCUCGAUUUCUUUGUUUUUCUCUCGUUCGCCUUUAUUUUCGCCACUAUAAUUCAGUUUGCAGUGGUGCAUUACUUCACGAAGUAUGGAUCUGGUGAAGUUUACUUCAGCUCAGAGUUCACCUCAGACUCGGAUUCUUCCGACAGUGACGCUUGGGACACGGACAAUGCACAUUCCUCACAAGACGAAACACUGAACGACUAUUCGCUUCCAAGCAGAGACACUUGCGUCGAGGUGAUUCCGCUGUCCGCCCCCAGCUGCCUCCAGCGCGAGCCGCCCCCGCCGUGGCUGUGCUUCUCGCGGCCGCAACGGAGGCCUGCCGCCUUCCCGACCGCGCUGCGGGACCAGCGGAGGCGGGACCCGCCGUCCGCCCCCGCUCCCAAUCUGACCCGGAGGCGUCGGUCCUCGGCGUCGUGUCCGUCGCGGCCGCCUCCGCAGCGCCGGCGUCGAAAGAAACGCACGCCGCGCUACAACUCUGUGUCCAAGAUCGACCGCGCCUCGCGCUUCGUGUUCCCGCUCUGCUUCCUCGGCAUAAACGUGUUCUACUGGUACGCUUACUUGGCCAGAAGUGAGCGCAUAAAGAACUGAGAAAGAAAGAAAGAAAGAAAAAUACACGCCUGGUAGAUUCGCAAUUUAGGCUCCGAUCGCACCACCUCAUUUGAUGUUUUCUUUUUUUUAAAUAGGAGGACAAUUUAUUUGAAUUAUCAAACCGUGUUUUGUGCUUUAUUAUUUUUCAGACACGACGCCUUAAAGUAGCACUGGAAUUUAAUUUUUUGACAGUGACUAUUGAUUGCUGAGGGUUGGAUUAGUAAAGGCAUUUGCAUCACUGGAUCCACAAUUCGAUUCGACCUGCCGGAAAUCGGUAGAAACGUAAAAAUUAUUACUUUGGCGGUUUUUGGUUUGACAGGAACGCUAGGGACCAAUCAGAGAAGGCAGAUGGUUCUCUCUAAUUGGCCACAUCGAGACAGCAGCGCCACAGCGACAGCCCCUGGAAGCAACAACCAGCUUGGCUCGUUUCUGUUGUAACGAUUUUUAAAUUUCUACCGAUUUUCUGCACCUCUUGUCGAAUUGUCGACCGAGUGAUUCGGUUGUAAACCUAAUUUAACCCUCAGGAAUCGAUUGGCAAUGUCGAAAAAUAAAUUGCAACACUUCUUUAGUAUAUUUAAACAUUUGAUCUGGUGGUGCUCGUAUUUUUAAAGCGUAUAUCUGUACACAAAAAGAGAGUGUAAAAGCCGUAUUGUUGGAUUUUAUUCUUGGUGUGUGAAUGCAUGUUUCAUGAAAAUCGAUUGCUAUGCAAUAAGGGUUCAUGUGCGAAAGUGAAAAUCAAACUUAUCUCUUGAACGUCUAGACGCAUAUGUUGAGUUGUAAUGGAAUUUUUAACUUUGAAUUUUUAGACAAGUAAGCAAACGUUGUAAAUUUUAAAUCUAGUCAGGAUUGCUGGUUGGAUGAGAAUCAAAAAAUUUGUCAAAGGCACAAAAAGAAACGCGAGCAGGAAUAUCUCGUUUUGUUCUGCUUGAAGGAAAAAGGCUUCAUCUAACGGAGCGCCGAUUCCAAAAGUCAAUAUUGGGCGAGCUGUUAUAAGGAGAGCAGUAAUUUUUUGGCGGUCCCUCUCGUGAAUGGCCGAGUGAAAGAUUCAUAUGCGUACGCGCGUAUAUAUAGCGUGUAGAAGGGGGAUGCAAAAAGUCGCCCGAUUGGAGAUCGUUGGCCGUAAAAACACCUGGUGGAAGUAAUCCUUCUUAUUUUGCAGUCCGUUUUUUCCGCGAGCAGCUCGGCGCGCGCUCGAUUAUUUUCUUCAAGCAAUGCACAGUUGGAAAAACAGCGCAGUGCAGCCAAUGAAAGUGGCCGCUUUUUUCAGGCCAGCGGCUUCGACGCCCGGUUUCCUCUCGCUAUUCACCUCUAGAGAAUUCAUAAAAAUUUAUACAUAUGCAUGCACUUGCUCUGCCCUCAAGUGCUAGAGGAUUUAAAUAUUAAUGCUCCCGUCGGAUGACUUCUAACCUAUUGUUCCUCACUGAAGAGUCUUUCUAGGCCGAUUCACUUAUAUCUAUAUUUUGCAUACAUUUCUCUCCAUUUCGUUGACUGAAUAAGAAAUGUAAAAUCCCUUCCCAACAACUUCUGAUCACCUUUCUCGUGCCACUCUUUUGAUUUGUUUUCUUUUUCUUUUGGCGGUGCGGGUGCACACCGAUUGAGCCCCUCGAGUGAAACUCCAUCAGCCAAACCAAACAGUCGCUUGAUUAAAAAAUAAAUAAGAACACGGGAGCAAGAGGGUUUCGAGGAUUUCCGCUGGCCUGAUAGAACGAAACGUACUACUUUAUCCUUUUUUGCGCUCAACUGUUCGCUCUCAUUUUUAUUGCAAAAGAGAUUAUUUGGAUAUGAAGAAAUAAAAAUCGAAACAAUAAUUCAACACCAA